Messenger RNA from Ahaetulla prasina, 5988 nucleotides. RefSeq names its product cyclin T1 (gene CCNT1). Gene Ontology annotation, biological process: positive regulation of DNA-templated transcription, elongation; regulation of transcription by RNA polymerase II. Gene Ontology annotation, molecular function: cyclin-dependent protein serine/threonine kinase activator activity. Bases 249 to 2468 code for a protein of 739 amino acids. The transcript has 10 exons. The record is from RefSeq and is a predicted model, not a curated record. Gene Ontology annotation, cellular component: cyclin/CDK positive transcription elongation factor complex; nucleus. NCBI's taxonomy places the organism in Eukaryota, Metazoa, Chordata, Lepidosauria, Squamata, Colubridae.
CUGACUCGGCUCACUCCGACUCGCUGAGCCGAUGGGGUCGGAUAGGCGCGGAAGGGGCUUCUAAAGCCCGGUGCCGGCAGCUGCUCGUUCAUUUGCUAAGGAUCCAAAACAACAGUCAAGAAAAGCCUGAUCGCCUACAAAUGAAGCGGGCAAGCCAAAAGCGGAAGCUCACGAUGCAGUUUCCGCCCCCCGUUGCGUGCUGGGGCGGAAGCGCGCGCGGGGCGGCGGAUUUAGACGCGAUCACGUGAAUGCUGGCCGGAGCGUGCGUGCCUCCUCCGGCGCAUGCGCUGUGGUCGACGGCGACGACGGCCAUCAUGUCGGUGUCUAGCGCGGCGGCUGCGGGAGGUGGAAGACGCUGGUAUUUCACCCGAGAGCAGCUCGCUCGGAGUCCUUCCUGGCGCUUAGGACUCGACCCGGACAAGGAGUUAUCGUACCGGCAGCAAGCAGCUAACCUGCUUCAGGAUAUGGGCCAGCGCCUCAACGUUUCUCAACUGACUAUUAAUACAGCAAUUGUUUAUAUGCAUCGAUUCUACAUGGUUCAAUCCUUUACCCACUUUCAUCGAAAUGCUGUGGCACCAGCUGCCCUUUUCCUGGCAGCCAAGGUGGAGGAGCAACCUCGAAAAUUGGAGCAUGUCAUCAAGGUUACUCAUGCCUGCCUGCACCCUCUGGAAGCUGCUCCUGAUACACGGAGUGAGGGUUACCUGCAACAAGCCCAAGACCUGGUCAUUCUAGAGAGCAUAAUACUGCAGACCCUGGGAUUUGAAAUUACCAUAGAUCAUCCUCAUACUCAUGUGGUGAAGUGCACACAGCUAGUUCGAGCCAGCAAGGAUCUAGCACAAACUUCCUACUUCAUGGCAACCAACAGCCUUCACCUAACAACCUUCAGCCUGCAGUACACCCCUCCCGUUGUGGCCUGCGUCUGCAUCCACUUGGCCUGUAAGUGGUCCAACUGGGAGAUCCCAGUCUCCACGGACGGGAAGCACUGGUGGGAGUACGUUGAUGCCACUGUAACUCUGGAACUCUUGGAUGAAUUAACUCAUGAAUUCCUUCAAAUCCUUGAGAAAACUCCUAAUCGACUGAAACGAAUCAGGAAUUGGCGGGCCUGUCAAGCAGCCCAGAGGAAAUCGAAGACGGAUGACCAAAGUGAGGAUGAUGGUCUCUCAGAACAGACAAUCCUCAGCAUGAUCUCUAGAAGCGCAUCAGACACGACUAUUGCAGGCCUGAUGAGCAUGUCAACGUCUUCAACCACCGGAGCCACUGCUUCACUUCCAGCUACAGGAGGAGAGUCUCCAGGGGAACGAGGUAGUACAGAUAUUUCAUCAGACAGCUGGAUGGCUCAACACCCUCCGCAUAAACAAGAGGUCAGCCAUAGAGCUAAUGAAAUUUCUGCCAAUCCUGAUCAUCUACAUCAUGAUAACAGUAGUGGCGGUUCUUUUGUUAAGCAAAACAUCAAGAGUGCACCACUAGCAAAAGUAUCAUUAAAGGAAUACCGUGCAAAACAUGCUGAGGAGUUGGCUGCGCAGAAACGGCAGCUAGAGAACAUGGAGGCAAAUGUGCGUUCUCAAUAUGCUUAUGCUGCCCAGAACUUGCUUGUGCAACAGCAACGUGAACGGGAUGUGCAGCAGGAGGAGAAUUCUCCAAUUGUCCUGAAAAUCCCUCUAGGCAACAAUUCUGAUGGUUCCGAACGGCCUCCUACUGAAAAAGCUGAUAAACCCUCAUCUGCACUUAAAGUACGGUUGCCUGCCUCAGGAGACAAGCCUAUUGCUUCUUCCAAACAAGAUGAUAUAAAAGUGCGCAUUAAGGUGCCACCUCCCACGGAACGACACAACCUGUCUGAUGAAAACAAUGGCAAGAGCAGAGGAGAGCACAAGGAAAAGCAUAAGAUCCAUUCUUCUAACCACCAUCACCAUCAUAACCAUCAUUCUCACAAACAUUCACAUGGGCAACCUGUUGUCAACACCAAACGUCCAGGGGAUCCCAAGCAUGUUAACCCAACUGGCAUUGUGUCACACAAGGGUUAUGUCCCAAAUUGUUCCUCCCGUAAGAGACCACUUUCUGAGGAGACCUCAGUUACAGUCCAUGAACAUCAGCCCAAAAUCAGUAAAAGUUCCAAGGGGCCCACUGUGCCAUUCCCGUUUUCUCAGCAUUCUGGCCACAGCUUGGAAGCAGCUGGUCUAUCUUUCCCGCAGGCUAACAAAACCAGAGGGGCUCAUGGAAAAUUGGACAAGAGCACUGCUGGGGCCAAUGGACAUAACAUGAACCAGUCCAUUGACUAUCAGGAUACAGUGAACAUGCUGCACUCCCUGCUCAGCGCACAAGGCAUGCAACCCACCCAAUCGUCCAAUUUUGACUUUGUGCAUCAUUAUGGUGAAUACUUGAACCCCAGGGCUGCUGCAAGUAUUGAUAAACCACGACCACCCCCACUCCCAUCAGAACCUCCCCCUCCUUUACCACCACUCCCAAAAUGAUAAUUUUAACUACUGAGGUUCUACAAAAAAAUAAUAAUUGCUCAUAGUAAUCUCCACUGCCUUGUGUGAAUGCCCUGUCCCCUUUUUAAAAGAAAACAUUUUUUAUUAUUAGUAGGAGAACAUAGAGUUCUUGAAACUGUGAAAAGAUACGCUCGUCUUUCUCCGGGUGCAUCCCCACCCACCCGCACCCUUUCAGUUCUUCUGGAUGGUGAAAAUUUUUCCUAUAAGACCAGCUGCCAACUUCAGAGGUGAGGGUGGGCCUUGAACGUUAUCAACCCGAUAGGAAAUGGCGCAGGACUAUUUAAAUUGACGGUCUUUUCUCCUUUUCUUAAAAAAAAAGAGGACUUUUAAAAAUAAUUUAAAAUAAGUUAUGUGUUUAGUGUUGAUUUUAUUUUUCUAAUGUGGAUAAAGGAAGGAGUUAUAGCAGACAUGGAAACUGAGAAGGGUGCACGAGUUCUGUCUACUUGCAGUUGUUAAUGUGUCCUGUCCCAGUGGAAGUUGCCUCCGCCUGAAUAAAGGCAGCGAAGGUUGAAAAGGAAGAAAAGGGAGAAGGGUGUGAGAGACACAUGUACUGAAUAUAAGUAAAGUAGAAAAUGGAAGUGGUGAAGCAGAGUUUUUCCGGUUUCUCCUUACUUAGAUCUAUUAUUCUUCAUCAGUAAGUAAAUGGAGACAGAUACAAACCUGAAGUUCCAAAGAAUGGUGGAAUCAGAAAUGUUAGUUAAGUUGCUAACUUUUUUAGUGCUUCCUGCUGAUCAAGGAUAAUUUAGGAGUGAGGUUUUAUAAGUUCAUUUCCUUCUUGAUCACACUGCUUCUUUAGGGGUGCCGUUACUAUGUUUACCAUUUCAGUCUUUGUCUCAGUCUUUGUCUCACUGGAAGACAAAUGGCUAACAUGACUUAACCAUUAAAAAAUCUCAUGGGACUGUAUUUCAGUGGGCAGCACUGCAUGCUAGUGGCAUGAACUCUUGAGAGUGCCUUCAAAAAAAAUGCAUUAGUAUAGUUUGGGAAAAUGUGUGUUUCAGCAGAGGAGGAAGAACUAGAAGAGGCCGACAGCCUAGGGACAUUAGAGCAGUAAUCGUGACUCUGGGAUGCUUUAUAUGAUACCUUAAAUACAUUAUGGAAUAUGAGAUUUUCACAUUUUGUCCAAAAGAGAAAAAAGAUAAGGAUGACCACAAACGAAUCAGGCAAAUUUGGUGAACAGAGCAAAGAUUGCGAGCCUGUGGCCUUCCAAACGUUAAGUUGUAUUUUCCAGUAUCCCUUGCAGUUUUUCAUGAUAGAAAGGGCUCCUGGAAAGUACAGCUUGCCAAUAUCUAAAAGGUCUAAUUUUUCUGUCUCUAAGAGGGAAGAAAAUAGAAUAAAAAUAGGAUGAAGACCUAUGAAUAUAAUACAAAACUAGCCAGUUUGAAGGUGCCCUGAAUUGGUUUGAAUGUUGAUGUAGUAUUCUGAACUUGUAGCAUACUGCUAAUGGUAUGCUAAAAAUUGGACUAGCAUUUAAAACAUGGACAUAUAUUAUGUUUCUGUAGAUCACAUAAGAAUAUUUUAAUUCUACGAAAUUGGCCUUAGUUUGUAAUCCAGCAUUUGGACAACGUAUUUGGAGUGAGUGGUCUUCAACUUCAACUUUAUUUUUUGUCUUUUAAUAUAGACCCAUUGUUCCACAAGUGAUUUCAGGGUAUUCCUACUGUUGUGAAGUGAAUUCCAAAUUGAAAUAUGAGGGACUGUGACCUAAAAAGGGUUUAUUAUCCAAAAUGGAUUACCCCAGUAUAUAUCAAUAGAGGCCCAAUCCAGUAUGUUCAGUAGUGACUACGAGUUGUGGCCUCUGUAAUGUCAUGUGAGUGAAGUUAAUUGCUGAUUUCAGAUGAUGCAUCAUGUUUAAAAUAAGACACUCAUCUGCUUGUUUUUGCCGAAGUAUUUUCUCUGAAUUUGGAAUAAUUAUUUUCCCACCACUUUUGGAUUUUUGAACCAAUGGUGUCUCAGCUAUUGAUGCAAACUUUGGCCUAGUUUUGUGUAAUGUUUCAGAAACUGUUUCUAAUUCCUGGCUCAUUUUAUUACUAUUCCACGUUUCAAUAAAUGUACUGUCUCCGCAUUUAAUUUGUUCCUUGUGAAAUUUCUUGCUAAUAUUUGAAUUUAUCAGGAAAAGUCUCUACAAAAGUAUUUGGGACAGUAACAGCAGCAUUCUGAAUCUAUAAAUCUUCCUUGUUUAUUUCCUAGUUCUUUAUUUACACUGAGAUGUAAAAGCAAGCAAUAGCAAUUACAAUUUAAAAACAAAUCACAAUGGAUUUGAACAAAAGAUAGCAAAGAAGUAGGAAAGGAAAAAUAACUUUAUGGCAUGAUAAAAAAACAGACCACAUUUAGUAGACUCUCAGAUGUUCAUAUUUUCAGGUUUUGGAUCAUAAUUUGUCAGUUAAAAACUGCAGGUUACUAUCUUGCUGUUAACAAUAGUAAUCCUUCAUUUACUAUGUUUACUAGAAGUUCCUGGGUUACCCAUGGAAAUGAAUGUGACUGUUAUAUAAGAGUAAUGUAUGCUGAAUUGUCUAAAUCAUUUCUUGGUCCUUAUGUUUAAAAAGAAAUUAUUGUUUUGAUCAGCUGACAUUUUCUAGGCUUGCUUGAAAUGUUCAGUAAUCCAUGUUUUGUAUAUUGUACGGAUACACACCUGCAUGUAUCAAUUUUCAGUAUUUAUUAAUAGAGUAUGCACAUUUAUAACGGAUUUGUAAAACCAUAGUUAUGUGUAUGCAGAAAGAAAGGGUCGGGAGCUUUCUCAGUCACACUAAUAAUAAGAGGAAAAAGCAGAUUUUGAGGAGAACUUCUUUCUGCAUUUGCAAUUAAGCAACUGUUAAGAUUGAGUCUGUUUAAUCCUAAAAUAAAAUGCAGAGUCCAUGUAAUUCAUACUGGACUGCAAGGAAAGUCCCUAGUCUGUUUUGAUCUGCAUUCUUAGAAUUCCCAUGUUGCUUAUGUUGGCUGGCCGUUUUGAAAAUUGCAUUGUUUUUUUUAAAGGGACUUGACUGGACAAUGACUUUUACAAAGCAGUUAUGUUCCUCUCUAUCUAGCUUGAAUUGUCAGCAGACAAUGCCUUUAAAACAUCCUGUACAUCCUGUUAAACUUCAGGGUUUAGUGACUUCCUGAUGCUUCAUUGACAUCUUCAAGGCAAAAUGCUGCACAGACUGUAGACAACUGAACAAGGAGUGACUCGGCUCCUGGCUUUAUAACCAAGUGUUUUGACUUGUCAUUGCUUGCAUAGCAAUGACACUUUGCCUCUGAAGAUGAUAGCCACAGUUGCUGGUGAAAUGUUAGGAAAUCUUUUCACCUAUAUUACGGUCACUAAAACCUGAAGCCCAACAGAUACCAGCCAGGAAAUCCUGCAGCCAAUAUACUAUACAUUAACUUCAAAAGUUAAUGGUAUAGCUUGGAUUUCAAGGUAAUUGAAUUUAUUCUGCUUAUCAUUUUCUGGUGUUCUUUGCUGUCUCCUACCUGAGUUGCAAAACACGUGGCUGUAAUUCAUUGUUUUCAUAAACCUUUCUGAACUGUG